AUGGUGAAUACGAAUAUGGAGAGCACUGCCGAAUAUAUUGGUAUUGGAGCACAGGUUCAGAGGCAGGACUCCAAGAGCUCAUGCUUCAUCCUGACCAGCUUCGUCAAGGGAGGAGCGGCAGAGUCUUGCGGGAUGUUGAGAGAAGGAGAUGAAUUGCUGACUGUAGACAAGAAGGAUGUGAGAUGCAUGGACCAGCGCGAGGUGGAGCAGCAGCUGAUGGGACCGGAAGGCUCUCAUGUGCAGCUGAAGAUAGUAAGGGAUGGCAGGCAUGUGUUCACUGCAUGCUUAGAGCGGCACAAGCCGAUCCUCGUCAAGCCAAGAGAAGUGCCGAGUGGACGGGACGUGGCGCCAAGAGCGGAAGAUUUGAACAUCAGCGAGAGGAUCUACUCAGGGAUGGCAAAGAUCAAUGCGGUGAAGUACAAGCUGCCGGAGAAGCGACUGACGCCGGAGGAAGUGAAAGAAUGGAGGAGGAAGCACGAUGCAGAGAUUGCAAGGAAUGACAAGAUGGCUCAGCAAAUGCACGAUGCUCGCUUAAGACGGCAUGCGGAGAUAGGAGUCCUGCAAAGGGAGCUCAACGAUCUUGUUCGGCAGAAAGCUCCCUUCGCAAAGAUCCUCGAGUACGAGAACUGGAUCAAGCGGCUGGAGCUGGAGGAUGAGUUUGGGCCAGGAUGGGUCGCAGAAGUUGACACACUUGAGCUACAAACAGAGGCGGAGGAGAGGUUGGUCAAGUUGAAAGAAAUCUUGAAGCUUCUGCUCUCCUCUGAAGAAGGAGAGGGCGGAGAAGGGAGGAUAGCUGAGAUCGCUGCGAUCAGCUCGAAGAUCAAGGAGAAUGAAACCAUUCUCUCUCGUGUUCGCAAGAACCUCGGCCUUGCCAGCGUAUCUUCGGUGGAGCCACAUCAAUCUGCAGCGACUGGAGGGGAUGGGGAGGAGGCAGUUGCAAGAGAGUCGAGUAAGGAUGAAGCUGCGGAAAAUCAGCCAUCCGAGAAACGCAAGAAGUUGGUGUCAUCUGAGGUAGCCGCGGAUCUUGGCAACAGGUGGAAAUCGCACGAAGCGGAGCCAAGACAGGCUGGCGUCAACAACACAGAGCGCUAUCGCAAGCUUGUUCAACGUGCACAUUAG
This is a messenger RNA of Guillardia theta CCMP2712, 1119 nucleotides long. RefSeq lists its product as hypothetical. Lineage: Eukaryota; Cryptophyceae; Pyrenomonadales; Geminigeraceae. Gene Ontology annotation, molecular function: endopeptidase activity; protein binding. Gene Ontology annotation, cellular component: outer membrane-bounded periplasmic space. The transcript is spliced from 10 exons. Gene Ontology annotation, biological process: signal transduction. The coding region runs from base 1 to 1119 and encodes 372 amino acids. The record is from RefSeq and is a predicted model, not a curated record.